AUGGAUGCCGAUGUCGAUGAGAUCGGUGUCGAUGAUGAUGAUGACGACGAUGCUGGCAUAUUCAGCAUCGCCAAUGACUGCCAAAGUGAGGACGAUGACGUCUUUACUGGUAAAGACAAUGUUCUCUCAGCAGUGCACACGAAGCGCACUGCUGUUGACAAGGAUGAAUCAGCAGAGAAAUUUCAGCUGACUCGCGAAGCGGUUGUCUGCUUCGUUUAA
Messenger RNA from Peronospora matthiolae, 219 nucleotides. The record is from the annotation of a GenBank genome assembly. Lineage: Eukaryota; Oomycota; Peronosporomycetes; Peronosporales; Peronosporaceae.